This is a messenger RNA of Stegodyphus dumicola, 2133 nucleotides long. RefSeq names its product CCR4-NOT transcription complex subunit 11 (gene Not11). NCBI's taxonomy places the organism in Eukaryota, Metazoa, Arthropoda, Arachnida, Araneae, Eresidae. Gene Ontology annotation, cellular component: CCR4-NOT complex. The record is from RefSeq and is a predicted model, not a curated record.
UUAAAACUCCACAUUACAUUAGAAAAAUAAUUUUGGACUUCCAUCAAAUAGAGAGAAUGAAAGAGAAAUUUUAUAAUGUAUAAUGAAUAAGGUGAAAAGUUUGCGGAGUAUAAAGAAAGAAACAGAAAUCCAUGUUAUAAAAUGAAUACACAGCUGAAUGAUAGCUUGCACUCAAAUACUGCUUGCAUUUUCUAUGGCGUAUCUGAAUAUGCAGAUUGAUGUGAAAUGUUUUCAAAGCAGAAAACAUAGUAAAAUAGUGUCCAGAAUAAAUGGCAACUGUGGCUGUUAUUUAAUACAUAUGUACAUCAUAUGAGCGAAAAUACAGGUGAUUAAUUAAUACACAUAUGAAAUCGGAUCCAAAAGUAAUUGCCCCAUUUAGAUUUUGUCAUAAAGGCACAUUAGUUCACUUUUAAUACUAAUUUCCUUAAAAACAGAUCUAAACGAGCAAACUCCCUGUGUAUUUUUUUUUUCUCCCUAGCUACGGACGAAGAAGACAAGCAUAUUCCCUUCCUCGGUUUUCUGAGAGGGAAAAAGCGGUUGUAGACAAGUGUUUCAUCUAUAAAGCUUAAUUUCAGUAACUUAAGAGAAUAGAUCAGCAUUUAGCAAACAGUUGGCGAAAGCAGUAUUAAUUUUAAAGUAAUGGCGCUGUCCAUUAAAGAAUUGGCAUUUCUUAUGAGGUUUUUCAACUGUCAAAAGUGUGGAAGCUAAGCAUAUUGGAGGAAGAAGGUUUGGGACAACGAACCUUUGAAAAUGUUGCUACUAACUUCCACCAUUCUUUCAAUAAACAAGAUCAUUUUCGAGUUGGCUCAUCUUUAGUUCUUUUAUUGCAAAAUGAAGAUCUUCUUCCGAGGAGAGAGCAAAGACUGAUUGCUGUUUUCUUGAUUUAUGAAAUGUAUAGGACAGAACCUAUUCAAGCUAACCCAUUUGCAUCUGUGUUUAUUCAUUUAUUGCAUCCACCUGAAGAAAUGAAGUCAAAGACAACAGGAGCAUUAACUAAAAGACCUUGGGCAUUGCCUCGACUUACAAACUCUGAAAAAUAUUUUUUAUCUCAGUUAAUAUCUAUGCCUACUAAAGAUCUGUUCAAGAAAACUCCUUCACAAGUCAUUCAGAUGGAUGUUUCUGAAAUGCAAUCCUUUGAUGUUAGUGGUCUUCAGGUGGCAUUAGCUGAAAGGCAUUCUGAAAUGUCUCAAACAAGUAAAUGUGGCAUACCUAUUGUUUUACCUUAUCCAGAUGAUAAGCCAAUGGAAACAAUAGAUGCUAAUGUCUUGAAAAUUACAAGGGAAGCAUUGUUAUGUGGUGCUGAUGCUCCAAUGCAGUCUUGUUUUAAACCAGAAUGUAUCAGAUUAGCUCCACCUCUGCAUGCUUUUGAUGAUGAGUUAGUUUGGAUGAAUCUUACUAAUCCUGCGGAGCAUAAAGUUGCAUGGGACACAUCAAUGUGCGUGAGUAAUACAGCUGGAGUAGAAGCUAAGCGCCUAAUGGCUAAAGCAUUUAAGUCAACCUUAACUCUUUCUCAGCAGCAACAAUUGAUGUCAGAGUUACAAGUUGAUCCAAAAUUAGUAUAUCAUAUAGGACUCACUCCUGCAAAACUUCCUGAUUUAGUUGAAAAUAGUCCUGCAGUAGCUUUUGAAGUAUUAUUAAGACUUACAUCUUCUAACCAAAUAACUGAUUACUUUUCAGUUUUAGUGAACAUGGAAAUGUCAUUACAUAGUAUGGAAGUAGUAAACAAAUUGACAACAAGUGUUGAUUUGCCAUCAGAAUUUAUUCACCUGUACAUAUCUAACUGUAUUCAUACUUGUCAAACAACAAAAGACAAAUAUAUGCAAAAUAGAUUGGUUCGUUUAGUUUGUGUGUUUUUGCAGUCAUUGAUAAGACACAAAAUUAUUGAUGUACAGGAUCUAUUUAUAGAAGUUCAAGCAUUCUGUAUAGAAUUUAGUCACAUACGAGAAGCAGCUGCUCUCUUUCGGUUGCUCAAGCAAAUUGAUAGUGGAGAACAAACACCUGCACAACCUAUGCCAAAUGUUCAACCAGCCAUAGGGAGACAAUGAAUUUUUUUCUGUGAGGAAAAACCAGUACAGUGUGAUGUAAAAAAUUGAUAUGUGUCUUAUUUUUCCUGUAAUAAAUUCUGUAAAAAAA